Molecule: messenger RNA, 855 nt
Organism: Serpula lacrymans var. lacrymans S7.9
Lineage: Eukaryota; Fungi; Basidiomycota; Agaricomycetes; Boletales; Serpulaceae
Exons: 4
Coding region: 1-855 (284 amino acids)
Source: RefSeq, a predicted model, not a curated record
AUGAAGAAAAAUACUUAUUUACAGCUUCAAAUGAACACGCUUGCAUUGAAACACCGUAUCAGAGAGCAUUUGCGUCAGCAAAAGUUUGAGUUGGAAAGGUUGGAGCGGUCCUAUAGACGGACAUUAAUUCCGUGUGUGAUACUGAUGUUACCAGGUCGCAAGCUUCACAAACAAAUCAAAGCAUCUGCUCCUCGCAAUGCGGUUCCCCCCCAAUCUAUCUCCCGCGAAGGCCUUUUCAAACUCGAUGUGGAUGAUGAUAUUUGGCAAGACACCGGCCUAAAUGAUGAGCCAAUAGAUGAAGUACCUCUUUGGCUUGUGAAUAACAACAUACAGGAAAGUAUUCGAGCCAUGUUGGAGCUUGACCGAUGCAAAAAAGAGUGGAAACAUCUGAUGGAGGAAAGAUGUAUGAUGCAGCGGUGGUUUGAUUCAGUAGUAAUGUAUCACCUGGAUUGCUAUGCUGCGUAUAUCUGCAACUUGUGCAUAACAUGGCAAACUAAGACCCGCGCUGUUUUGUGCACAUGGGUUAUGCUCGAGAGCUGGGGACCAUCAAAAGAAGACCUUUGCAUAGCUUCAUUUUUUCAAUACCGUGCAUUAUGUGACAGUACUAAUCAAGCACUUGAGCAAGUGUCUUUUGUAGAUACGAGCUUUGCCACCGUCUCCAGUAUUAAAAAUGAUGGAAGCUACUCUGAAGAUGGUGAGUUAUUUGAGGCAGUUGAAGAUAUUGCCUUUAUGGAUGAGUAUCAUUGGGGGAUAGGCAGAAGUGAGACUGGUGUCGGUCAAGAUUUGAGCCCAGCUCAUUCACCAGUGAAAAGCUCUCCAAGGAAAAGAGUCAGAUUAUUGUUUGCAGAGGAAUGA